AUGGGCCCAAAACGAUGCCAUAAGCUGCAACCGAGUCGACGGCAUCCACCACGUGAUCAAGCACGGAGUGCGCUUUGUCGCGGUGGCGACACCAGCCCCGAUCGCGCGCACGAGUCUUCUGGAGCUCGUCAGCGCCUUUGACGCGUACGUGACGUCGGCGUCCGGACGCAUGGCGGGACGGGCACCAACCCUUUAUGCGUGCGCAGCGUUUGAGCGCGAGAUGCACCGAGUGCUCGCAAAGUACACGGGGACCAUGGCCGAGUAUGACGUCGUGCUCCACGAGAUGUGGGGCCAUCGCGCCUUUCGUCACAACCUCGUCGAGGUGGUCGGUCCGAUGCUGUUGCGAUUAGAUGCCGACGCAUUGCAGCGUCGAUUCCCGCACGUCCAAAUCGCACUGUUGGACAUGGAGCCCGCAGGACUUCGUGCACAGUGGAGAGCGUCCUUUACGCGGCGGGUAGGCCCUGCACGCGGCGUGUACGUUGCC
Molecule: messenger RNA, 484 nt
Organism: Saprolegnia diclina VS20
Lineage: Eukaryota; Oomycota; Saprolegniomycetes; Saprolegniales; Saprolegniaceae
Exons: 5
Source: RefSeq, a predicted model, not a curated record